This is a messenger RNA of Rangifer tarandus platyrhynchus (Svalbard reindeer), 807 nucleotides long. The record is from the annotation of a GenBank genome assembly. Lineage: Eukaryota; Metazoa; Chordata; Mammalia; Artiodactyla; Cervidae.
AUGAUGGUCUGUGACGAGUCACAGCUGGAGUCGGUGGAAGGGGGAGAGGCCGUGGCAGUCCCAGGGCCACCCCCAGAACCUCGCGCUCCCGAGCCCGGAGCCCCGGUGCCAGAGCCCGGCCUGGACCUGAGCCUGAGCCUGAGCCCGCGGUCCGAGAGUCCCGGACGCGGACAGCCCAACUGCAGCCCCGGACGGCGGAAGGGGCGGGCGGACCGGCGGGGCGGGGCCCGCAAGGGGCGGCAGGUCCGCUUCCGCCUGGCGCCGCUUUCCCCGGUCCGGUCCGAGCCGCCGCCGGCCGCCGCCUCAUCGAGCGAGAAGCCCGAGGCGCCGCAGGGCUUGGGGGUGCCGGUGCAGCAGAGUAGCCUGGCCCUGAGCCUCGAGCUGCAGGCCGCGAGGGCCGCAGCCGGGGGCCAGUUCGAUGCCGCGAAGGCCGUGGAAGAACAGCUGAGAAAGUCGUUCCAGACCCGCUGCGGCCUGGAGGAGAGCGUGACCGAGGGGCUGAACGUGCCGCGCUCCAAGCGGCUCUUCCGAGGCCUGGUGAGUCUGCAGGUGCCGGAGGAACAGGUUCUGAACGCCGCGCUGAGGGAGAAACUGGCGCUCCUGCCGCCGCAGGCCCGAGCCCCACCUCCAAAGGAGCCACCUGGGCCAAGGCCAGACAUGACCAUAUUAUGUGAUCCGGAAACAUUAUUUUAUGAAUCUCCACACCUGACCCUGGAAGGUCUGCCCCCACUCCGGCUUCAGCUCCGGCCCCGCCCUUCAGAGGAUACCUUCCUUAUGCAUCGGACACUGAGGCGAUGGGAAGCGUAG